Colletotrichum chrysophilum is the source of this 219-nucleotide messenger RNA. RefSeq lists its product as uncharacterized. The transcript has 2 exons. The coding region runs from base 1 to 219 and encodes 72 amino acids. Lineage: Eukaryota; Fungi; Ascomycota; Sordariomycetes; Glomerellales; Glomerellaceae. The record is from RefSeq and is a predicted model, not a curated record.
AUGCGCAUGCAAAUCGCUUUCUCCUUGGUUGCAGCAGCUGCUGUCCAGCUCGUCGCCGCUGGUGACUUCUCAAAGACAUGCAACAGCAUGUCGUACUUCUCCACCACCCUCAGCGCAAAGUGCACGAACACCGACUACGAGCCCUACGAUGAGGAUACCGAUCUCGACCUGACGAGAUGCCUCGCCAAUGUUGGAGGCCAAGUUGUCCCCGUCCUUUAA